AUGGCCCAAACGUUGCGUUACAUGAACGGGGAUGAGUUGGCCGAUAUCAUGAAAAGUGGCAAAGUUCCUCAGAAGGAUUUUGUCGUCGUUGACGUUAGGGACGAUGACUACGCCGGCGGGAAUAUUAAAGGGAGCGUAAACUACCCUUCAGCAGAGUUUCUGGGCAAUGUGGAUCAACUGGUCAAAGUGACCAAGGAGGUUCCGUUAGUCAUCUUUCACUGUACUCUAUCACAAGUUCGAGGUCCAAAAGCUGCUAGGAUCUAUUCCGAGACCAGAAAGAACAUUCUCUCGAAUGAUAUUCCUCAUGAAGUAGCCAUCCUCCGCGACGGUUUCUCACAGUUCCAAGUGAAAUAUAAGGACGAUGCCGACUUGGUGGAGAAGUGGGAUAAAAAUGUGUGGGCAUCGGAUUGGAGCUAG
Messenger RNA from Psilocybe cubensis, 417 nucleotides. RefSeq lists its product as uncharacterized. Gene Ontology annotation, molecular function: protein tyrosine phosphatase activity. The record is from RefSeq and is a predicted model, not a curated record. Gene Ontology annotation, cellular component: nucleus; cytoplasm. Bases 1 to 417 code for a protein of 138 amino acids. Lineage: Eukaryota; Fungi; Basidiomycota; Agaricomycetes; Agaricales; Agrocybaceae. The transcript has 5 exons.